UUACACCACAAGAGAGGCUUCAGGUAGCAAGACGUCGACUACGCAAGCUUGAAAAGCAGCAUACUAGAGAACAGAGGAAGUCAGUGUCUCGGAAGCAGCAGACGCCUGUACGGAAACGAGAUAGGUUUCAGAAUCUUAUGAAGAAGAUUGCCAUUGGGAAUCCCAAAGAUAUUUGAGGUACCCUAGACCACCUUCGAGUUUUAACACCCUGUUAAUGAUUUGCGCAGAGAGUACCUGUCCUACUCCAGUCUCCUCGACCCCGAUCAUCGUUUUGGUUCUAGGAGCUGUUCCUUCAACUUUAAAUCACACCCCCAAGGCAGAAGAGAAGUAGAAGCCUACAUACCAUCACAACACCCCUACUUGCAUGUCUGGUUGUAGAGCAUCCGGAGUAGGGUGCAGUGCUGGAUCCUGUCCGGCUGGAACAACGUCUGGACUCGGUACCUCUGGAAUCGGACUCGGCACUAGUUCCUUUUCGACUGGUUCAACAUCUGGAGGCACUACAUCAUCCGUACCUUUCGCGGCCGUUGCAGGUGGUACAAGCUCGUCGUUCUCUAGAAAACAUCCUCUGACUCCUUUGACCCCCGAAGAAGAGCAGGCGAAAAUAGCGCGUAAAGCGGCAAAGAGAAAGGAACGAACGGCCAAGGUAAAGAAGUUGCUCAACAAGGCCAAGUUCAAGGUCGCGACAACUGUCUUUCGCAAAUCUUGAUCACACUCGCCACUGUAUCAACCUUGCUGGUGGUAAACGCGAGCACAGAACCACGAAACCUCAACCACGCGGUCCUUUAAGCAAGCUAAAAGUUGGGCCGCGAGGUAUCCAAAUGGGCAGCAUUCGGUUCUCCAGCGACGUUCGUGAUCGACUAGACCCAGACAUCAGUCGUUGGCCGGGCGUGUACGUUCAUCCUGGUGAGUUCAAGUCUGCUGCAGAUAGACCUAGAGAGCCACACGCUUGGGAGAGAUGUCGUGAUCUGCUCAAAAGGCUGAAGACGACAAACAAAAGACGCGCUCAUUCGCAUGGCAAACGUCGGUGGAUCCACCGAACAAAAUCUUCAAAAGACAGUGUACCUACUAUUAACACCCACGGUUCCUGAUGGUAAUCGCAUGCGAAGGGAUUCAGGGCAAGAAAUGGACGUGG
Molecule: messenger RNA, 1132 nt
Organism: Cucurbitaria berberidis CBS 394.84
Lineage: Eukaryota; Fungi; Ascomycota; Dothideomycetes; Pleosporales; Cucurbitariaceae
Exons: 1
Coding region: 365-706 (113 amino acids)
Source: RefSeq, a predicted model, not a curated record